This is a messenger RNA of Chara braunii, 2184 nucleotides long. The record is from the annotation of a GenBank genome assembly. NCBI's taxonomy places the organism in Eukaryota, Viridiplantae, Streptophyta, Charophyceae, Charales, Characeae.
CGCCUCUAAUAACGCAAAUACAUAGAGCAUUGUGUUCAUCAGAUUGCUAGCGGAGUCGGUCCUGGUCUGCAGAGGCGUCUUCAUCGCGCCCUGUGGUAUCUGGAAUGMGCUCGCCAUCCCGUUAGGUUUUCGACGACUGUGCCGCGGACAACUGCCUUCGUUCGCCAUCGCUUCUGUUCGUUCUUGCGUUUCUCCUCCUGYUGCAUUGCACGCCGGCGACUGAUCGUUGCAGUUGGUGGUCUCGGUCGUCUGGUUUGUCUGCCCCGCGUGUGCUCGACUUCCCGUAGGCGAAAAUGAGGGAGUGCAUUUCCAUCCACAUUGGCCAGGCGGGCAUCCAGGUUGGUAACGCCUGUUGGGAGCUUUACUGUCUCGAGCAUGGAAUCCAGCCGGAUGGCCAGAUGCCGAGUGACAAAACUGUCGGUGGGGGUGAUGAUGCUUUCAAYACAUUCUUCAGCGAGACUGGUGCUGGGAAGCAUGUCCCCAGGGCUGUAUUCCUCGACCUUGAGCCGACUGUCAUCGACGAAGUGAGGACUGGAACCUAUCGCCAGCUGUUCCAUCCGGAGCAACUGAUCAGCGGCAAAGAAGAUGCCGCCAACAACUUCGCCCGCGGGCACUACACAAUUGGGAAGGAGAUUGUCGAUCUCUGCCUCGAUCGCAUCAGGAAGCUCGCGGACAACUGCACGGGUUUGCAAGGAUUUCUCGUCUUCAAUGCUGUUGGCGGCGGGACAGGGUCUGGCCUCGGUUCCCUUCUUCUGGAGCGUCUCUCAGUCGAUUACGGAAAGAAGUCAAAGCUUGGCUUCACCGUGUACCCUUCACCCCAGGUCUCGACAUCCGUGGUGGAGCCAUAUAACAGCGUGCUGUCGACUCACUCGCUUCUCGAGCACACGGACGUUGCUGUGCUUCUGGACAACGAGGCCAUUUACGAUAUUUGUCGUCGAUCUUUGGACAUCGAAAGGCCAACGUACACCAAUCUCAACCGAUUGGUUUCACAGGUGAUCUCUUCGCUGACCGCGUCGCUGAGGUUCGACGGUGCGCUGAAUGUCGAUGUCACGGAGUUUCAGACGAAUCUUGUGCCGUACCCUCGAAUCCACUUCAUGCUUUCGUCCUAUGCCCCCGUUAUUUCUGCCGAGAAGGCUUAUCAUGAACAGCUGUCCGUGGCGGAAAUCACGAACAGUGCCUUCGAGCCGUCGAGUAUGAUGGCCAAGUGCGACCCGCGCCACGGAAAGUAUAUGGCCUGCUGUCUCAUGUAUCGCGGGGAUGUCGUGCCCAAGGACGUGAACGCCGCCGUCGCCACCAUCAAGACGAAGCGAACCAUCCAGUUCGUCGACUGGUGUCCAACCGGUUUCAAGUGCGGAAUCAACUAUCAGCCGCCGACGGUGGUUCCCGGAGGCGACCUUGCCAAGGUGCAGCGCGCCGUGUGUAUGAUCUCCAACUCGACCAGCGUCGCGGAAGUCUUCUCUCGAAUCGACCACAAGUUCGAUUUGAUGUACGCCAAACGCGCCUUUGUGCACUGGUACGUCGGUGAGGGCAUGGAGGAGGGAGAGUUCUCGGAAGCGCGCGAAGAUCUGGCGGCGCUCGAAAAGGAUUACGAAGAAGUCGGAGCGGAAUCGGCGGAGGGAGAGGGAGAGGAGGAGGGAGAGGAAUACUAGAGGAAGCGGAGCUCUUUAAGUCUUUGUUUUUGCAAGGCAUACUGGCAGCGAUCUGACGGGAAAUUAGCAGAUAAAAACUUUUAAUUCCCGAUUUAUUACUGGUUGGUUGGGGCUGUCAUUGUCCUGAUCCAAUCGAAACUUGUAGGGGAAUUGCACUUGUGGCAAGUAUUCAGCGCGAAUACAGUGAACUAUGAACCGCAUGAGCGGUCAAUUAUUGUCUGCUUUGCUGUGUCCAGACUUUCAUUUGUAGAAACUGCGCUGGUGAUUGGUAGCCCCUAGUUUUCUGGGCGGUGUUGGACAUUGGGGGCUUGGGAGGCACGGGGGUUAUUUGAUCUUUAUAUUUUGUUUACUGGCAGACCGCCGAUCUUGAUGUUGAUAACAAUGCUUCGGACAAGUUUGUAAUUAGUGGGAAAGUUAGUUAUGCGCGGAGGAUGACUUUGUAAUGAAUGCUACUGGACUGGCGGAAUGUUUUCUAUAUGUAAUCGAUCACCUUUUUGAAGGCAGACUGGACUCGAUCGUCUAUUGGUUUUUGUCU